AUGGCGAUGAUGAUGACUGGCCGUGUGCUGCUGGUGUGUGCCCUCUGCGUGCUGUGGUGCGGUGCCUGUGGGGUUUAUGCGAGGAACCGCGAGAACAAGGCACUGGAUGGCUGUACGGCGUCGGGAGAGUUUGGAAAGAAAAAAUUGUAUUUGUCGAGCGGAUGUAACAAAACCGCGCUCACGCUUUCGUUGCGUUCUGUGUUGCCCAUCGUCGCCGCUGAAGUUUCAGUUGACGAAAAUGAUUAUGAUCAAACCGUCAUUGGCCCGGCUUUAGUUUCAUCUGAGGAGCCUUCAAUUUUACCUCCAGCAGCUCUAUCUGAUGUGUCUGUUGCUCCUGGCGUUGGUGGCGUUGGUGGCGUUGGUGGCGGCGGAGAAAGUGGAGCCUCUAAUUUGGGGUCUCCCGGCUCAGGUGGUGGCAGUCAACUUGGAGGUGUUUCUUCAAAGGCUACUCCUUCUGGUGUUCUACCUACGCCUCUUCCUCACACUCCCCAAACCGGUGAAGGUUUACAGCCCUCCGGAGUCAAGCCCUCCACUCCGAGCAGGGACCCUCAAACAACAAUUACGCAGUCAGGAGAAAUCAAAACGCCUUCAAGCACCACACCGCCCAAAGUGGAGGCGUUGGUGGAGGGGCCCAAACCCGAGGCAGAACGCCAAGUUGCUAAUACGCACGAAGAAGCCAACAGUCAAGUUACCGGUGUGAAUGCCAAUGAAAACAGUACAGAUAAGCGUGCCACGAGGGAGGAAACACCUCCCAUCGUUUUGCCCAUUGACAGCACUCCACCUGUAAAAUUAACAACGCCACCACCACUACCAACGCCGGAAGUAUCACAGCCAAAAGCAUCACCACCAGUGACAGUUUCAGAAACAGGAGAAAGUUCAACAACACGAGAUCUCUCACAGGAACCAAAAACCCAAACAAACGAAAACUCACCGUCACAAAACAAAACGGAACCCGAAGCACUGAAAGAACUUUCAGGGGAUGCUGAGACAGAGCAACAAGAUCAGGACAAGGAUGCAUCAAAUAUGGUGAAAGCUGCCGUUAUCGGCAGACAUGCGGAAACAACCUCAUCAUCCAUCUCUACAAAUGACAGCGACGAUGCCCAGAGUACGGGGGAUGAGAAUAAUGACAAAGCUGAACGGCCUAGCCCCAAAGAAACAAGCAACCACACAGCUCAUAAUACCAACGAUGCCCCCACAUCCACUGAGGCGGCACCACCAACAGCGAAAACAGCUACCAUCAUUCAAACAAAUGAUACGGCUACAAAAGGCGACAGUGACGGCAGCACUGCGGUCUCCCACACCACCUCCCCUCUUUUGCUUCUUGUUGUUGUUGCGUGUGCGGCUGCUGUGGUGGUGGCUGCGUGA
Trypanosoma cruzi is the source of this 1365-nucleotide messenger RNA. Its product is annotated as mucin-associated surface protein (MASP), putative. NCBI's taxonomy places the organism in Eukaryota, Euglenozoa, Kinetoplastea, Trypanosomatida, Trypanosomatidae. The record is from RefSeq and is a predicted model, not a curated record. Bases 1 to 1365 code for a protein of 454 amino acids. The transcript has a single exon.